Chelonia mydas (Green sea turtle) is the source of this 1823-nucleotide messenger RNA. RefSeq names its product STAM binding protein like 1 (gene STAMBPL1). The record is from RefSeq and is a predicted model, not a curated record. The transcript has 11 exons. Gene Ontology annotation, cellular component: endosome; membrane. Gene Ontology annotation, molecular function: metal-dependent deubiquitinase activity; protein binding; K63-linked deubiquitinase activity. Gene Ontology annotation, biological process: protein K63-linked deubiquitination. Lineage: Eukaryota; Metazoa; Chordata; Testudines; Cheloniidae. Bases 136 to 1566 code for a protein of 476 amino acids.
GGAGCGCCCGCCUCAGGCUCGGCCCCUCGCAUCGCGUCCCGCUGCAACGCGCCUGCCGCUCGCAGCCCCCGCCCGCCGCCGUCCAGCGGAUGCGAGCCCCAGCCGCCUGCGCCGGGGGACCAGCCCGGCUUCCUGAUGGAGAGAUUGAAAAGAAAUAGUAAUCUUCUUGGUUUGCAGACUGUGGGCAACAUGGAACAGCCAUUCACUGUUAGUUCAUUGAAAAAGUUAGCAGCUAUGCCUGACCACACAGAUGUUUCAGUGAGCCCAGAGGAGCGAGUACGUGCCUUAAGCAAGCUUGCCUGUAAUAUAACAAUCAAUGAGGAUAUUACGCCGCGUCGUUACUUUAGAUCCGGAGUAGAGAUGGAGCGCAUGGCAUCUGUAUAUCUGGAGGAAGGAAACCUGGAGAAUGCUUUUGUUCUUUAUAAUAAAUUUAUAACCUUAUUUGUAGAAAAGCUGCCCAGUCACCGAGACUAUCAGCAAUGUUCAGUACCAGAAAAACAGGAUAUCAUGAAGAAACUGAAAGAGGUUGCAUUUCCAAGGACAGAUGAAUUGAAGAAGGAUCUUUUAAAGAAAUAUAACUCAGAAUACCAAGAAUAUAUGCAAGACAAAAACAAGUGUAAAGCUGAAUUCUUAAAGAAACUGGAGCAGCAGAGGCUGAUAGAAGCAGAAAAGAAGAGAAUUGCACAGAUGCGACAACAGCAGCUUGAAACGGAGCAGUUUCAGUUCUUUGAAGAUCAGCUUAAGAAGCAAGAACUAGCCCGAGAUCAGAAAAUUAAAGAGAAUAUGGUUAUGUCUGAGCAGAUUGAUGGAAGUGUGUUGUCUUGCAUUUCUAUGCAUCAGAAUAACUCCUUAUCUACCACAUUUUCUGAGAAAGCCAGUAAGAGUGAUGCCUCUGUUUCAGCUGGACAAUCUCCUCCAGUAAACCAGGCCUUAAAGCCAGCAGCCACUUUAAGCACUGUUCAGAAUCAAAUGGCUGAAGCACUCCGAGGUGUAGUUUUACCCACAGAUCUUUGUCACAAAUUUCUGCUGCUAGCAGAGGCAAAUACAGUAAGAGGAAUAGAGACAUGUGGAAUUCUCUGCGGAAAACUGAUUCAUGUUCAGCAUUUGUUCAUUAGAAGACCAUUAAUUCAAGUCAUCUUCCUACCAUGUGUUUUACAGACACAUAAUGAAUUUACUAUUACCCAUGUAAUAGUGCCAAAGCAGUCUGCAGGACCGGAUUACUGCGACAUGGAGAAUGUGGAAGAAUUAUUCAGCGUUCAGGAUCAACACGCUCUCCUCACUUUGGGUUGGAUCCAUACGCAUCCAACACAAACUGCAUUCUUAUCCAGUGUUGAUCUUCAUACUCAUUGUUCUUAUCAGCUAAUGUUACCAGAGGCUAUUGCAAUUGUUUGUUCACCAAAACAUAAUGACACUGGGAUCUUCAGACUUACUAAUGCUGGCAUGCUUGAAGUUUCUGCUUGUAAAAAGAAGGGGUUUCACCCACACACUAAGGAGCCUAGACUAUUUAAUACCUGUAAACAUGUAGUUGGGACAGAAACAAAAAUAACUGUGCUGGAUCUGAGGUGAUGCUGAUGGAAGAUAAAUGGCCUACCAAACAGAUGCCACAUGGAGAAAAAUGGCUGGCAGAUUUUCCAAUGAUGUUUUUCAGCAAUUACUGAUGUUUUAUAUUUAUACAUUUUAGAUUUAAUGGUUUGAUAUUUAUUGGUCUUGCCAUUUUCAAGUUAUUUUGUUCUGUCAAGACAGAGUUCACAGUGAAAUAAAACAAAAUCUGUACAUGUAUCUGAAUAAUAUGAUACAACAAUAAAGUGAGCUUCAAACAACAA